CAUCGAAAGAAGUUAUUUUUUUUAUUUCUUAAAACUAAAAACACAAAUUGAGGAACAGGAAACUAUUUAACUCUUUUUCUGAUAUUUUCGAUGUAUGGUCAAUUUCGCCUCGUCAAACUGACCACACAAGCAUUCGCUUCUAUUUCGCAAAGCAUCCGUCGAGGCAGCCGCAUGGCGCCGAGUCCAAUCCGAACGCGGGAUGUCUCUCCGGAGGCGAUCGCCCAGCUGGGAAAAGCUCCAAGGAUGCGCCAGAAUCCAGCGUUCCGAAUGGUAGACACACCCGAGUUCAGGAGCAUAUUCACGCCCGAACUGGAGGCGCUGGUGGAUCUGUUUAAGAAGUACAACUAUGAACUGCGGAUCGCUGGCGGCGCUGUUCGUGACAUUCUGAUGAGUAUUCCGCCAAAGGACAUUGACUUUGCCACGACUGCGACUCCGGACCAGAUGAAGGCUAUGUUCGAAAAGGAGGAGGUACGGAUGAUCAACGCUAACGGCGAAAAGCACGGAACCAUUACGCCCCGGAUCCAUGACAAGGAGAACUUUGAGGUGACAACGCUGCGCAUUGAUGUCCGCACUGAUGGUCGGCACGCGGAUGUUGUGUACACCACCGACUGGCAACUGGACGCAAACCGUCGCGAUCUGACCAUCAACUCCAUGUUCCUCGGCUUCGAUGGAACCGUGUACGACUACUUCUUUGGGUACGACGAUCUGCAGGAGCGUCGUGUGAUAUUCGUUGGCGAGGCAGACAUUCGCAUAAAGGAAGAUUACUUGCGUAUUUUGCGUUACUUUCGUUUUUACGGCCGCAUAGCCAAGGAUGCGAAGAACCACGAUGAGGCCACACUGGCAGCUAUAAAAGAGAAUGCCGAAGGUCUGGCCAGGAUUAGCGGCGAGCGCAUUUGGAUGGAGCUUAAAAAGAUAGUUGUGGGAAAUUUUGGAUCCGAGUUACUUCUGGAGAUGCAUCGUUGCAAGCUCUUCGAGCACAUUGGUUUGCCUGCAAAUCCCAAUUUGGAGGAGUUCAACCGUCUGUGCGGCGUCCUGGAGCAGUUUGAGAAGCCGCACUAUCCUAUUUUGUACAUAUCUGGACUGCUACACUCUGUAGAGGAUGCCAUGGAGUUGCACAAGCGUUUGAAGCUCUCUGCCUAUGAACGGGAUCUGGCCCGUUUUAUUUUCCAGCAGCGGGAAAAGGUCGAUACGGAAUACACAGCCCUACGUGAUUACCAGAAGCUGUGCCUCCAACAGUACGUCAAUCGUGAUUACGUCGAGCAGCUGUUAAAGUAUUCUAAUAAAGUGGACCUCUAUAAUCAGCUCAAGGCCUGGGUUAAGCCGGACUUUCCCAUUAGGGGCAAUGUUUUGAAUGGCCAUGGGCUUAAGGGUAUACGACUUGGAUUCGUUUUAAACGAACUAAAGACACUUUGGGCAGACAGCGACUUCAAACUUACCGCAGAAGAGUUGCUAAGGCAGCUGCCAGACAUCUUGGAGAAGGUUCCAAGCUCGCCCAAUAAAAAUAAACGUUCGACUUGACAAUAAGUAUACCCAAUCUCA
Molecule: messenger RNA, 1539 nt
Organism: Drosophila serrata
Lineage: Eukaryota; Metazoa; Arthropoda; Insecta; Diptera; Drosophilidae
Product: CCA tRNA nucleotidyltransferase 1, mitochondrial
Biological process (GO): mitochondrial tRNA 3'-end processing; tRNA 3'-terminal CCA addition
Cellular component (GO): mitochondrion
Molecular function (GO): nucleotidyltransferase activity; tRNA binding
Source: RefSeq, a predicted model, not a curated record